This is a messenger RNA of Ipomoea nil (Japanese morning glory), 720 nucleotides long. RefSeq lists its product as uncharacterized. NCBI's taxonomy places the organism in Eukaryota, Viridiplantae, Streptophyta, Magnoliopsida, Solanales, Convolvulaceae. Bases 1 to 720 code for a protein of 239 amino acids. The record is from RefSeq and is a predicted model, not a curated record. The transcript has 2 exons.
AUGUAUGGAAAAAUAUACCUAAGGGGAAAAUACUAUGAGUUCAAUCCGGAUAUCAUCAACAACCACAUCAACACCACUGAAGGAGAGGAAAGAAUACUCCUUGCAAAUGAUGAAGUCAAUCAAGAACUCACAGCAGGGAAUGUGAAUCUGGAGAAAAACAAAAUUAAGGCUGCAUCAUUAACCAGUAAAUAUGCUGUACUACAAAAAAUUGCACUGGAAAAUUGGAUGCCCUCAUUACAUGAGUCAACACUCAAAAGAAGCCUAGCAGACCUACUGUAUAAGAUUGGAAAAGGGAUCAAAGUUGACCUUAGCAAUCUCAUCUACACACAGGUCACAAACCUAGCAGAAAACAAAGGAACCAAAGCUUGCCUUAUAUUUCCAAACCUCAUCUGUUUUGUCCUAGCAAAACAAGGACUCAAGAUUCACAAGCCAAAGUCUCAAGUAAAAAUCCUCAGCACAACCAUAAAAUUGACCAAAGGGCGGCACCAAAAUGAUCUCAAAACCCUAGGACCAAAAGACAAACCAACAGAUCAGCAGACUCUAAUUAACUACUUUGAGAAAAGAUUGUCUGAACUAGAGGCUUCUGAGAAACAUGUAUUGAGGAAACAGAUGGAAAUCAAAGAGGAAAAAACUGAGGAACCUGAAGCUGAAAGUAGUGAAAGAAAUGAAGUAGAAGAUGAUCAAGAACCUGAAGCUGAAAGUAGUGAAGACUCCACCUAA